Messenger RNA from Lemur catta (Ring-tailed lemur), 4381 nucleotides. It is a transcript of the gene PROM1, whose product is annotated as prominin 1. NCBI's taxonomy places the organism in Eukaryota, Metazoa, Chordata, Mammalia, Primates, Lemuridae. The coding region runs from base 611 to 3211 and encodes 866 amino acids. Gene Ontology annotation, molecular function: cholesterol binding. Gene Ontology annotation, cellular component: cilium; microvillus; cell surface. The record is from RefSeq and is a predicted model, not a curated record. The transcript has 27 exons.
GUCACCAAAAUUUGCAUCAAUUUCCUCAUCUGUAAACUGGGAUAUUGCGCUAAACAAGGUCCCACCUAUGAAGCAUAUAGAACAAUGUCUGGAGUAUAGCAAGUGCUCAAUAAAUGUUAGUUUACAAGACCACAGAGCCUUGUCUACACUGCCUGGUGUUUCGGUCUGUGUCCUGAGUCUGGCCCCCUGGAGGAAGGACCUUCUCUGAGUCAUGGCUUUUAUGCAAACGCCUCCCCCUGUGGCUCCCCAGAGGGCUGUGUGUUUGGUUUCCUCCCACCCACCAGGAUUAGGCUGAAGGGCUUGCUCUAAAGCUUUUCAGCCUCUUCUCCGGGGCAGCUCCUGGUGCAGGCAGGUUAUAUGCGUUGGUGACGCUGGUGCUGUUUCUCUCCUGGCCAGGGAUGGUGCCUUGGUGAAUGACCCUCCUUGGAGAAACACUCUUCUGUGCCCCUUGCCUCAAGCCAGCCCAGCCAGAAAACUGAAGAUCCAGCAGAUCCAGUGCCCGCUGCUGCGUCUCUUCUGCACAGGGAAGCUCCUGUCCUCCUCAAGGCUUCCUGAAGCUUUGAGGCGAGAGGACCCGGUUUUACCUCAUGUUUAGGGGAUCUUGCUGGCUAUGGCACGCACACUCAGCUUCCUGCUGCUGCUGCUGGGGCUGUGUGGGAACUCCGUUUCAGGAGGGCGGCCGGCAUCCACAAACACUUCUGGGGAUCUGAAUUAUGAAUUGCCUACAGCGAAUUAUGAGACCCAAGGCUCCUAUAAACCUGGAUCCAUUGGCAUUCUCUUUCAAAUGGUGCGCAUCUUUCUCCACAUGGUACAGCCUAAUGAUUUCCCUGAAGAUAUUCUUGCAAAAGUUAUACAGAAGUCGUUUGAGCCCUCAAUUAAUUUUGAUAAGUCAGAAAAUAUAAUCUUGGCUCUAAAGGUCCUCAACUAUGAGAUCGGGAUUGUUAUAUACGCUCUCCUGGGACUGCUCUUUGUCAUCCUGAUGCCUGUGGUGGGGUAUUUCUUUUGUAUGUGUCGUUGCUGUAACAGAUGUGGUGGAAAAAUGCACCAGCGACAGAAAGAAAAUGGGCCCUUCCAGAGGAAAUGCUUUGCCAUCUCCCUCUUGGUGAUUUGUAUAAUUAUGAGCUUCGGCAUCUUCUGUGGUUUUGUGGCGAACCACGCGGUGCGGACCCGGAUCAAAAGGACUCGGAUACUGGCCAACAGCAAUUUCAAAGACUUGCGAACUCUCCUGAAUCAAACUCCAGAGCAAAUCCAAUUUAUAUUGGCCCAGUACAACACCACCAAGGACAAGGCGUUCUCAGAUCUGAACAGUAUUCAUUCAUUGCUAGGAGGCGGAAUUCAUGAACGCCUAAGACCCAACGUGACCCCUGUGCUUGAUGAGAUUAAGUCCAUGGUGACAGUGAUCAAAGAGACCAAAAAGGCCCUGGAGAGCACGAAGAGCAGCUUGCAGAACCUGCGCGACACAAGUGCCCAGCUCAGCAGCAACCUGACCAACGUGAAAACUAGCAUCCAGAGGUCACUCAGAGACCCCACGUGCUCUGUGCAUCCAGCGAGUGAAACCUGCAACAGUAUCAGAACGUCUCUGAGCCAGCUGGACAGCAACCUCGACGUGAAUCAGCUUCCACCUGUGGACACAGAACUUGACAAUGUUAAUAAUGUUCUUAGAACCGAUUUGGGUGGCCUGGUCCAAAAGGGCUAUCAGGCCUUUAAUGAUAUACCUGAGAGGGUACAGCACCAAACCAAGAACAUCGUUGCAGAUGUCAAAGGCGUCUUGAAUUCCAUCGGUCCAAGGGUCAACCGUGUAACCCAACAGAUUCCUAUUGAGAGUACAUUGUCAAAGUUUGCUGUUUAUAUUAACAAAACUGAAAGUCACAUCCACCGCAAUUUACACAGCUUGGAAGAAUAUGAUUCAUACUGGUGGCUGGGUGGCUUGAUCAUCUGCUUUUUGCUCACCCUCAUCGCGACUUUCUAUUACCUGGGCUUACUGUGCGGCGUGUGUGGCUACGACAGGGAUGCCACCCCGACCAGGAGAGGCUGCGUCUCACACACCGGAGGCGUCUUCCUCAUGGUCGGGGUUGGAUUAAGUUUCCUCUUUUGCUGGCUAUUGAUGAUCAUCGUGGUUGUGACUUUUGUCAUUGGUACAAAUGUGGAAAAAUUGAUCUGUGAACCUUAUGCAAGCACAAAGUUCUUCCAGGUUUUGGACACACCCUAUUUAUUCAAUGAUAAUUGGCAAUACUAUCUCUCCGGCAUCAUAUUUAAUAAAUCAGAUAUUAGGCUCACUUUUGGACAAGUUUACAGUGACUGCAAGAACAAUAGAGGCGUUUAUGCCACUCUUCAUCUGGAGAAUCGUUUUAAUAUCAGCAAACAUCUCAACAUUAACGAGCAUACUGAAAAUAUAAACCAUGAAUUUGAAAAUCUGAACAUAAAUCUUAAUAUUGUUCUGCUGGACAAAGCAGGAAGAGCCAACCUUCAAAAUUUUGCUGUUUGUGGAAUAGACAGAAUAAAUUAUGCCACCUACUUGUCUCAGACUGGUAAACACCCUGCAAAAGUGAAUCUGUUAUCAUUUGCAUAUGAUCUAGAAACAAAAGCAAACCAUUUGCCGCCAGGAACUUUGAGGCAGUCCUUGAAAAGAGAGGCAGAAACUAUUAAAAUGAUUCACCGUCAACAGGUCGUUCCUAUGGAGCAAUCACUGGGCACUUUAAGGGACAGCAUCAAGACACUGCAACCCAUAAGCAAUGGAUUAGUGGACAGAGUAGCCCGUAUUCUUACCUCUUUGGAUUCUGCUCAGGACUUCGUCACAAACAACAUUGCCUCUGUCAUUAAUGAUGAAAUUAGGAAGUAUGUGAGAACAAUAGUAGGGCACUUUGAACAAUAUCUGCUGUGGGUUGACUUCUCUAUCAGAGAGAAGAUGGUUUCCUGCAAACCUGUGGCCACCGCUCUAGACUCUGCUGUCAAUGUGCUUCUGUGCGGCUACGUCAUCAGUCCUCUGAAUUUGUUUUGGUUUGGCAUAGGAAAAGCUACUGUAUUUUCACUUCCGGCUCUAAUUUUUGCCGUCAAGCUGGCCAAGUACUAUCGUCGAAUGGAUUCGGAGGAUGUGUAUGAUGAUGUUGAAACUAUACCCAUGAAAAAUAUGGAAAAUGGUAAUAAUGGUUAUCAUAAAGAUCAUUUAUAUGGUAUUCACAAUCCUGUUAUGACAAGCCCAUUACCUCGUUGACAGCUGAUGCUGAAAUUGCUUGAGCAUCAAGAUACUCAAAGUGGAAAGGAUCACAGAUUUUUCAUAGUUUCUGGGCCUACAAGACUUUCCAAAUUCAGGAAGUGUGCUGGUGGAGACAUACUGACUCCAGCGGGCACCAAGGAAAUGGCGUCAUUGGUCUCUGGGUAGUGCUUUGUUAGGAAUGAACACAAUCACAUUUAUAGUCCACGUGUCCAUCACUAUUCAAGGAUGAUUCCCCCCUCCCCUGUUUUUAUUUUUUACUUUUUUACACUGGGUUUUUAUUUAGACACUACAACAUAUGGGGUGUUUAUUCCUAUUCGAUGCAUUUCUGUGUCAAAAAGCUAUUCCAAUGUGAUGGCUCGAUUUCUAACAUACUGUCAUAUGUGGAGUGUGCUAACACGUACCAGUUUACAGGAAAGAUGCAUUUUGUGUAUAGUGAAUAUCGUAUAUACCUUUUGUUACCACAGUCAGAGUUUUUAAACAAAUGAGCAUUAUAGAAUUUUCUUCUAAAUGGACUUACUGUCAGGUCAGUAUUGACUUAUUGGUGCUGUUGAAAUAAUCCAUUUUCACUAAAGUGGAUGAAACCUACAGUAUAUCCUUCCUCUUGGAGAUUUUCAUCUACUUUGUCAAUGAUUUGUCAUAUUCCAUUUGGAAAUGGAAUGCAAGAGCAAUCACAGUGAAACCGGCUUAGUUCCAAUCUAGCAAAUCCAAACCAGAGAGGGAGACAGAGAUCUUGAGAGAAAGAAAUGCUGUUCUUUAUUUAGAGAGUGCAGUUGUUUUAACAAAUGCCAGUUUCAGUGUACACUUUAAUGGAGUUUUCUGAUUUAUGAGGAUAAACAUUAAUUGGAGUGCAGCUAACAUGAAUAUCAUAUGAUUAUUGGUGAGAAUUCUAAAGUGAAAUAUGAGAAGAUCCUGUCAGGAUUCUUAGAUUUGAUUUCCAACAAGAUGAAUCCUUAUAGUUUGGUCUUUAAAAACUACAGGAAAGCACAAAUUAAGUAUCAGUUUGCUUUAGGAUUUUUAUGUUGGAUUUGUCAUUAUCAAAAGUGAACAGCAAUGAAAAACUGGUCAAACAAAAUUUAACAUUUGUGCUAGGAAAUUCAAGGUGUAGGCUUUUCACUAGGUCUUUUCAUUAGAGUCCUGAUUUAUUUCAAUAAAAAGGAACUUGGAAAA